AAAAAAAGGCGGAUCGCUAAUCAUCUGCACCAUUCGAUUCCUUGUGAGCUAUUGUGCUGCUCUUAGAUGAAUGAUAAUUUAAAAUAAUUAAGUGACUCUUUAAUUGUGGUUAAAAUCAUUAUCUUUAAUUUUUACGGGUUCUCAGUUUAUAUUCUGUGAAUGUUAUUUUCUCCUCAUCACCAUCACCAUCACCAUCAUCAUCAAAUAACAUCAUCAUCAUCAUCAUCCUAGUCUUGUUUUCUUUUUUGUAACCAUUUUUUGUUUCGCUUCAUCAUUUUAUUUUUAUCUUAUAAUUUUCUCUUUUCUUUUGUCUUUUGCUGGUGCCUAUUUAAUCCCAUUAGUCCUGUUAAAUAUUUACAAUUGUUACUAUUACUGAAACCAAAUUGUUUAGAGAAACAAAAAAAAGUGAGAAAGAGUUACCAUCAUGUCAACAAGCACCGGACCUUUAUUUGCAUGUACUCGGUGUAAUUCACGGCAUCCAUUUGAAGAAUUAUCUUCCGGUCAGCAACUAUGUAAGGAAUGUCGUGGAGCGUUGGUUAAAUGUACUUAUUGUCGAACAGAAUUUCAACAAGAGAAUAAAUCUAAUUUGAAUACUAUUUGCAAAAAGUGUGAACAAAACGUUAAGUUAUAUGGAAAGCCCUCUGCUUGUGAAUACUGUAACAUCAUAGCUGCAUUCAUUGGAAAUAAGUGCCAAAGAUGUACCAAUUCUGAGAAAAAAUAUGGUCCACCCUUAGCUUGUGAACAAUGUAAACAGAGAUGUGCUUUUGAUCGUAAAGAUCCAGAGAGUAGAAAAAAAGUCGAUGGUAAAUUACUAUGCUGGUUAUGUACUUUAUCAUACAAAAGAGCUCUUGCCAAAGCAAAGCAAAACGACACUUCGAUUCGUCACACUUCCAUAUCGGUUCAUAAAAGUGGAAGCCGAUCAUCUUCAUCAAACAGACAAAAAGGAGAAUCACGAUCGCAUCAUCAUCAUUCUCAUCAUCACAGGUCACAUCACAAUAGUUCUUCAAAUCUGAUCGGUAAUCCUUCUGGUUCAUCAUCAAACAAUAAGAAACCUCGCCUUGAGAUAGGAAUUAAAACUUCCAAUGGAAGUUUAAAGAUUCCCUCAGUUACGACAACAAACACGGUCAACGAAAGUACUAUGAUGGAUUUAAAUAAUAGCGAUCAUGUGGUUGCCGUUACACAAUUAAGAGAGCAAAUGGCAUCGCUUCAGAAACAAUUAUCUAAAAAGGAUCAAGAAUUAUUAGAAAAGGAUAAAAGAAUUGCUGAAUUAAGAUCCCAAUUAAGUCGAGAGGAACGUGAAUGGAGAGAAAAAUUGACAACCAACCAAAAGAGCAGCUCAGAGAAAACUACACAAUUACAACAGAAAAUAUCUCAACUUCUGAAACAAAAUGCAUCUUUAGCUAAGGCGAGCAAAAAAUCAAUAAGCAACAACAAUAACACUAAUAAUACACCAAGUGACAGUCCUAUUCUAUGAUCGAGCAAUUAAAUUAAUCAACAAUUUAGACAAUAAUUCAAAUUUAAGAGACCAAAUCAACUACUAUGGUUCAAACUUUGGUCUCUUUUCCUCUUUCUCCAAAUACAAUCCCUAUUUUGUUUUGAUCAUUUUUCUUCUUCUUUUCAUGAUCAUCUCUCUCUCUCUCUCUCUCUCCAACGACGAUUCAUUCCCUUUACAAGCGGCAACUCAAAUUUAAGAACAAUCCUUAAUUGUUAUGGACUUUCAACAUUCAUCUCGAUAAAUUAACUAAUGACUGCAGUUUAAAUUAAUACAUUGCGCUUGGAAUCUACGUUACUAGACUAAAUGGUUACCCAAGACAAACAUUAUUUUGGUUUUCAUCAAUUCAUCAAUAACAAUAUCAACGAUAUCUCAUCGACCUCAUCUUUAAUUUCAUCUACUUUCAGAUCAAGAUAAUAGAGAUAUCAACAUUUCUAGAGUUAUUUUGAUUGUAUGAAGACAUUAAUCAAUGUAAUGUGGAAAAAAAAAUUAUCCAUACCCACUCAAGGAGUUGAAAACUUUCAAUAGUUGAUUAAACUUUGGUUUAAAAAGGUUCAUGAAUCGAAUCAGAUAAUUCAAAUGAUUUCAUCAUAAUUGAAUCAAACAAUUGUCUUCAUAUUUUUAACCAAUCAUCCUCUUCAUGCAACAUCAAUCAACAAUCUGAUCAUUAAUUAUAAUUAUAUAUGUUAUUACAAUUUCAAAUCAUUUCUUGAAUGGAUAAAAUUAAUUUGAUCAUUAUCUCAUUGUUUUCAUUUAAUUGAAACAUAUUAAUUCAUUUUACAGAUAAGCCUAAUUUAAGUUGAUGUUCAAUUUGCAUGAUUAAUUGUUAACAUUUAAAUAAUUGGAAACAAUAACAAUCAACCAAUUACAAAUGGUGAUUGAAUAAUAAUUAGUUUUGAAAUUAUUUGUCGGAUAAAAAUUAAGACUAUUAGAAUUGUGGUCAACUUAAUCGAGGCUUAUCUGUAGCGGUAUUUGAACAUUUUUCGAGAAAUUUAAAUUGUGAUCAAUUGAUUUGCUCUUAAAUUGUAAUUAGAAACCUAAAACCGUUCAAUUCCUCCGCAUGAAACAAUUGAAUUUUUUAAUGUUUACACGACAAAGAGCACGAGAUGAAGAGGUUAAUGUGGACAAAUACAGUGUAUUUAAAUUAUUAUAAAUGUAUAUAUGUAAUUAUGUAUUUAAUACCUGAAUCAAUAAAGUAUUUUUAUCAAUCAUUGAA
This is a messenger RNA of Panonychus citri (citrus red mite), 2708 nucleotides long. RefSeq names its product protein FAM76A-like. NCBI's taxonomy places the organism in Eukaryota, Metazoa, Arthropoda, Arachnida, Trombidiformes, Tetranychidae. The record is from RefSeq and is a predicted model, not a curated record. The transcript is spliced from 6 exons. Bases 425 to 1474 code for a protein of 349 amino acids.